AAGGUGACACUUUAAUUUUUACAAAAGUUUGGGGUUCACUAAAAUACUUUAAAACCCCCUUUAAAAAUCUCCACAAAACCCUGUCUUUCCCUCUCAUUUGAGAGCAGAAUUUAAUCAAACAUGGAAAACCAUUCAAUUCUAAAUUGGUUUUCUCUGAAUUUAUGUGUUGUAUUGUUUCUGGGUUUCUUUGAUUACUCAUCUGCGGACUCGCUUCCGUACAAUUCCUUCACCAUUUCCAGCUUCAAUUACCCCAAAACUAAAAUCAAACCUUAUGAGUGGCGUUAUAUUAGAGUUGAUUUGCCACCAUGGUUUUCUUCAGUGUCUAUAGGACUAGAGUCAGAUGUCAACCUUGGAGAUAGGAGUUUGGAAAAGAUUUCCAAAAGCACGCUGCCCCUCAUUUGCUUCAGAGCUGGAAGUCCUCCUCUUCCUGAUUCCUCGAACAAGGCUCUGAAUCAUUUAGUUUUGGGAUCUCUUUCUAAUGGGUCAGUUGGAGCCAUUGAAGAUGCACAAAAUUCUGAGCUAUGCUACCCUUUGGAAAAAAGGGUAACUUUGAAAUUGACAAAUGAGCAGAUAACACCCGGUGUCUGGUAUGCUGGCCUUUUCAAUGGUGUUGGAGUCAUGAGGACACAGUCAAAGAUGAUUAGUAGAGGAAGUUCUUACUCCUUUACUGCCAAUGUGAGUGUGGAUGUAUGUAUAGCAUCAAAUUUAUGGGGACAAUUCUGCAACCAGAGCAUCAAAGCACUUUCAUGUUCUCGAUUAAAUGUUGAUAUUUCAUCAACAAAUGUAUCUGCUUCUGAUUUAAAUGACGGGACUACAAAAAAUGUGGUUUCUUGUAGAGAUCCUGUUAAAGAUUCUUGCCUAGGGGAUAAUGAAACCAGAGUCUACUCCUUGGAAAUAAUUGGAAUGGUAGAGAGAUUGACCAUUUCAGCAACAGACAUCAGACAAAACAAAACAUCAUCAUUUAACAACGCAGAUACAGUUGGGAAAGUUUCUUUAAUGUGUUAUGCUCGCUAUGGUGCGAUUUCUGUAGCCACCAUGCAUGAUUUCUCUGGUGACAUCAGUAGAGGCUCUUUAAUUAUCCCAUUACCAAAGGUAGGUCGCUGGUAUAUCACUAUCGCUCCUGUUAAUUUAACGAAAGGAUUAGCUGCGGUUCAAGAGAGUGUCACAAGAGUUUGCUAUUCUCUGGCAUGGGAGAUAGCUGAAUGUCCCUUAGGAAAAGCGGGAUUCGACUGUAAUUCAGAAAUAUACACGCUUCAGACAGUGCCGAGGAAAAAUCCAUUCAUUCCCUUUGAAUCUUAUUAUGUGCCACUGAAUGGGAAGGUGUCUUCUGAUUCAGCAAACUUUCCUCUUCAACCCCUUCUAAGCAACUCGACAGAGGGAAGAAAUUCUUCUGGUAUCACUUGGACAUACUUAGUUGUUGACAUUCCUCUUGGUGCGGCUGGGGGAAAUUUGCACUUUAGAUUAACAUCAGAGGAAAUUGUUGGUUAUGAGAUAUAUGUGAGAUAUGGUGGGCUUUCAUCUUCUGAUAUAUGGGAUUUUUACUACAUAAACCAUAUGAACAGCAGCGACAGUUCUAUGUUUUUCCUUCUAUAUAAUUCUAGCAAAGAGAUGGUCGAUUUCUACAUCUUAUUUGCUAGGGAAGGAACCUGGAGCUUUGGCUUGAAGCAUCUGAAUUCCAGUAAUAUGGAAUCCUUAGAGAAGACGUCAGUUUCAGUUUCUCUUGAAAGGUGUCCCAAGAAAUGUUCUGCCCCUCAUGGAUCUUGUCAAAAUUUUGUGGACGAAAGUGGCUUGACAUUAUACAGCUACUGUGCUUGUGAUCGGACCCAUGGCGGAAUUGAUUGCAGCGUUGCAAUUGUAUCCCAUCGAGGACACAUCUGGCAAUCAAUUUCCCUUGUCGCAUCUAAUGCUGCUGCUGUUCUCCCUGCGUAUUGGGCUCUUAGAAAUAAGGCAUUUGCGGAGUGGGUUAUUUUUACAUCUAGUGGAAUUUCAAGUGGACUUUAUCAUGCUUGUGAUGUGGGAACUUGGUGUGCAUUGCCAUUUCGUGUGUUACAGUUUUUGGAUUUCUGGCUGUCUUUUAUGGCGGUGGUGAGCACAUUUGUGUAUUUGGCUGCUAUAGAUGAAGCUUCAAGGAGGACUAUCCAUGCUGUCGUAUCAAUUCUUACAGCUUUGAUGGCGAUAACUCAGGCAACCAGAUCUUCAAAUUUAGUUCUGGUAAUUGCUAUUGGAGCCACGGGUUUGUUUAUUGGUUGGCUCAUCGAGUUAUCCACUAAAUUCAGAUCAUUGUCCUUCCCUGCUGGAUUUUGUUUGAGUGAAUUUUACAGCUGGCAGAGCAUAAAAACAUCACUUCAGAAAUGUAUGAAGCUGCUCUUGAAGCGUUUUCAUUGGGGUUUUUUGCUGGCCGGUUUUGUUGCACUGACAAUGGCGGCUGUAAGCUGGAAACUUGAAACCUACCAGAGUUAUUGGAUUUGGCAUAGUUUAUGGCAUGUGAGCAUAUAUACAUCUUCUUUUCUCUUUCUUUGCUCGAAGGUUACACCUAGAGCAGCCGACAUUGAGAACCGGAGAACACAGAGUGAAAACUACCAAUUGACACAGCAAGAGUCGAAUUCUCAUGGAGCUCAUUAGAGUAGAACUCUUAACCAACCAUGGUUUUCUUCCAUACUGGUCAUUGUGAAGGUGGUAUACCCAGGUAUUACCAGAAGACCACUUUAAUCAGUGAGCGUUUCUCAACUUGUGUCUUAUCGUAUGUUCCAUCGUUCGAUGAUUUAACACAUCACCAACUCAAAAUCAGUUAUUAAAUGGUGUGGGUGAAUUUAGAUUGUAGAUAAUGUAGCACAAUUGUAGAUAUUGGGUUAUAAGAUGAGACAUCAAAAAGGAGUUAUAGGGUCUCUACUAAGAACAGGUUUUUACAUUAUUGUACCUGUUUCUUGGAUAGAUCUCGAGUAUCAGUGUUUACAGACUUC
Messenger RNA from Spinacia oleracea (spinach), 2960 nucleotides. RefSeq lists its product as uncharacterized. Lineage: Eukaryota; Viridiplantae; Streptophyta; Magnoliopsida; Caryophyllales; Amaranthaceae. The record is from RefSeq and is a predicted model, not a curated record. Gene Ontology annotation, cellular component: membrane. The transcript has 14 exons. Bases 121 to 2622 code for a protein of 833 amino acids.